Molecule: messenger RNA, 483 nt
Organism: Triticum aestivum (bread wheat)
Lineage: Eukaryota; Viridiplantae; Streptophyta; Magnoliopsida; Poales; Poaceae
Product: probable protein phosphatase 2C 37
Exons: 3
Coding region: 1-483 (160 amino acids)
Biological process (GO): protein dephosphorylation
Molecular function (GO): protein serine/threonine phosphatase activity; cation binding
Source: RefSeq, a predicted model, not a curated record
AUGGCCAGGGCCGCCGGCGAGUCGGGAGCCAACCCCGCCAUGGCCUUGGAGGAAGGUGAGGUCCAGUUCUCACCCCUCUUGUCCGGGUACUACGCAUCCUUGGAGGAGUCAGACGAGAAGGGGCUGCGCCCGUUCUUCUGCGCCUGGGCCGACGGCUCGCCCAUGCAUUUCUUUGCCGUCUUCGACGGCCACGGCGGCCUCAAGCUGUCAGCCCUGUGCAGGGAACAGAUGCACGCCAUCUUGGUGGAGGAGCUCGCCGGCCCGGAAAAUGAAGAAGAGGCGGAGUGUCAUGCGUGGGAGGCGGUGCUGAACCGGAGCUUCGAGCGGGCGGACGCACUAGGGAUGGGGUUGUCGGAAUCGGGAUGGCCCGUCAUGGGGUGCACUGCCGUGGUGGCGCUUCUGGUCCGCGGUAGCAUCCUGGUGGCCAACUGCGGCGACUCCCGCGCCGUGUUAUGCCGUGCCUAUGGUGCCAUCCCGUUUUGA